AUGGGGUUUGCCUUCAAUGCCGGCGACAAAACAACGCCUCGCGAGGUAUUCAACAGCAAGCUGCUCUUGGUCAUUCUGGUGGCCAGUUGUGGCUCGAUCAUUUUUGGCUAUGAUUUAGCAUUCAUCGUGGGCGUCUUCUCUCUCCCUUCUUUUAUUACUAGAUUUAAUCUUGACGGCCAGGACUCCUCGGCUAUCCAAGCUCACAUGGUGAAUAGUUUUCAAGGAGGCGCAUUCUUCGGCGUCAUGGUGGCUUACAUCGUGAAUGAAAAGUUCGGUCGGAGAUUUGCCCUCCUCUGGGGGUCUAUCAUUUUCAACAUUGGAGUCAUACUAUGCAUGGCCUCUCCGGGAAACAUUCCAUUGUUCUAUGUCGGGCGUAUCAUCAGCGGCUUGGGUGUUGGAGCCACCACAUUUGCAGUGCCUCAGUAUCUUUCAGAGUGCGCCCCUGCUUGUGCUCGGGGAGGCAUAGUUGGAUGCUUCGAGAUCGGCACUCAAGUCGGCACAAUCACUGGGUUCUGGAUAAACUACGGGGUCCAGCAGACAAUUGACCCAAUUGGAGACAAGCAAUGGUUUAUUCCCAUCGCCUUUCAGUUUAUUCCAUCUGGUCUCAUGGCUGCUGGACUGUUCUUGCUCUCCGAAAGUCCCCGUUGGCUAUUCUCCAAACACCGAAACGUGGAGGCCGUGAAAGCACUAACUUGGCUGCGUCAAUUGCCUGCGGAGCACCCAUAUGUGGCUAACGAACUUGAAGAUUAUCAGAGACAAGUGGAGCAUGAGGCAGAUCUGGCUCCAGAAGAAAGUUUCCGGGCUAUUCUGAAAGAAACCUUUAGCCCAAGGAUACUCCCCCCGGUCUCUUUCUUUGCCACUCUUGGUUUCCACGGAACGUCCGUCAAACUUCUGUCUACUGGGAUCUACGGAAUUGUGAAAGGUGUGGCAGCUACCGUCACCUUUCUGUUCCUUGUCGACCGCUUCGGACGCCGCCCUCUUCUUUUUGUGGGCUCGAUAAUGUGUGCCUUUUCUAUGUAUUAUGUUGCAGCCUUCUCGGCAAUCACCGAUUCUUUCCACUCGUCACAAGAACCCAGCUCUGCUAGCUACUCCGCCGUUGCGUUUAUCUACAUAUUUGGAGCCGGUUAUUCUGUUGGUUGGAAUAUUCCUUGGAUCGUCGCCUCGGAGAUCUUUCCCACUCGAAUUCGCUCUUUCUGUCUCGUCCUCACAACUUGCUCGCACUGGCUGGGCGAAUUUUACACCUCAUAUGCCGUGACAUAUAUGUUCGCAAGCAUAACCUAUGGGACAUUUCUUUUCUUCGGAUCAAUGACAGUGCUAGGAGGCAUUUAUGUGUACCUUUUUCUACCAGAAACCAAGGGUAUCCCGUUGGAGAAUAUGGAUGACCUAUUUGGCGAGAAGGGCUUUGCGGUACAGCAAAUGAGGCGAUUUAGGGAGUCCCAGAGGCAAUUGGCCGUUAUUGAAGGACGGGAGGAGGAUCUAAAAGAGCAGAAUCUUUCAGUGAAGGAGAAUUCGAUGUAG
Molecule: messenger RNA, 1518 nt
Organism: Penicillium waksmanii
Lineage: Eukaryota; Fungi; Ascomycota; Eurotiomycetes; Eurotiales; Aspergillaceae
Exons: 7
Coding region: 1-1518 (505 amino acids)
Biological process (GO): transmembrane transport; carbohydrate transport
Cellular component (GO): membrane
Molecular function (GO): carbohydrate:proton symporter activity
Source: RefSeq, a predicted model, not a curated record